Rhopalosiphum padi (bird cherry-oat aphid) is the source of this 3390-nucleotide messenger RNA. RefSeq names its product medium-chain acyl-CoA ligase ACSF2, mitochondrial-like. The record is from RefSeq and is a predicted model, not a curated record. The coding region runs from base 249 to 2036 and encodes 595 amino acids. Gene Ontology annotation, molecular function: medium-chain fatty acid-CoA ligase activity. Gene Ontology annotation, biological process: fatty acid metabolic process. NCBI's taxonomy places the organism in Eukaryota, Metazoa, Arthropoda, Insecta, Hemiptera, Aphididae. The transcript has 15 exons.
UGCGUUAUUACUGUUGUAGUGCUUACUUCUAUUCUACGGUUUUUUCGCUCAUACAAUUAUUUAUCUUUUUCUUUUCACUUAUUAACAUAUUUUCGAACACACAAUAAAUAAAACUAAAAAAGCUUGAAGUACAUUUCUACUCUACACGUAAGAUUUUAAAAUAAUACUGAUAUUUAUUAAUCAAUUCCAGAACGUCGUCUAGUAUAUUGAAUGGAACAAUAAAAGGUGACUAUAGAAUUAUUAAUAAAAUGAUCAAAUCUUCGUUAUUUAAAAUAACGAAUCUAAAAGGAUUACGUGAUAUUAAAAGAUGUCAAAUUCAUCGAAGAUUUUCGAAAAAUAAUCACUGGUCAAAGUAUAGUUAUUUAUAUGGGGCUUCGAGUGAUCCUCUCAAACCUUAUACAAUCGGAGGAGUUUUCAAUGACGCCGUGCAGCAGACUCCGGACCGAGAGUGCCUGGUUAGCCAACACGAGAACAAACGAUACACGUUCGCCACCAUGGAUUCCGAGGUGGAUAAGUUGUGCAGGAGCUUUAUUGCCAUUGGCCUCAAACACGGAGACCGGGUUGGAAUAUGGAUGCCUAAUUGCGUAUUAUACUAUACGGCGAUUAUCGCGACAGCUCGUCUGGGACUGAUUUUGGUAAACAUUAAUCCAGCGUAUCAGAGUGACGAACUAAAACACACUUUAAUUCUGGCUGAAGUAAAGUGUCUAUUAACCUUAGAGAAGUUUAGAACUCAAAACUAUCCUGAAAUAUUGGAGAAGAUUGAUUCGGACAUUUGGAAGCGACCGUCUAAUACGCCAAUUAAGUCUAAAACGAUACCUAUGCUAGAAUCAGUAAUUUUUGAUUCGGAAAACAGUAUAAAUGGUGCUUAUAAUUUACAAACAUUCUUGGACCUGGGUUUCAAUUCAAAUUAUAGUAUUCCUGAUGUUCAACCAGACGAAGGAUGCAUUAUUCAGUUUACUUCAGGUACCACUGGUAAGCCAAAAGCAGCGUUAUUGAACCACUUUGCUUUAAUGAACAACGCAUACUCUAUUAUGAAGCGUUUAGGAAUCAUUGAUGACAUUAGUGAAGGAAAAUUACAUAAAUUCUGCUGUCCAAUGCCUUUAUUUCAUGCUUCGGGAUUAUCUAUUGGCGCUCUUGGACCUAUGGUUACCAAAUCAACCAUUUUUUUACCAUCUGGCCAUUUUGAUCCGAAAGAAACGGUCGAUGUCCUCACGAAAGAAAAAUGUACAGUUUUAUUUGGUGCGCCAACGAUAUUAGUGGACACCAUGUCCAUUUUCGAAAAACUUCCGCCAGAAAAACAAGAUAACAACAUUGAGAUGACAAUAACAGGUGGUGCCACAUGUUCUCCGAAUUUGAUGAUUAAGUAUAAGAACAUGUUUCCACGCGCUAAAAUAUUGUCUUUGUUCGGGAUGACAGAAACCAGUCCCUGUACGUUUCAACAUCUCUCAAACGAUUCAGAUGAACGGAUAAUGUCGACGAUGGGUUUCAUACAAGAUCACGUAGAGGCAAAAGUGGUCGAUACCAAUGGCAAUAUGGUACCAUUCGGGACACCCGGAGAGUUGUUGAUUCGCGGAUACUUGAAAAUGAAUGGUUACUUCAAUGACGAAGAAAAAACAAAAGAGACGAUUGAUUCGAACGGAUGGCUACACACAGGAGAUCAAUUCGUUUUAUACGAAGAUGGAUAUGGAAAUCACGUUGGCAGAUUAAAAGAAAUGAUUAUCCGCGGCGGCGAAAACUUAUUUCCUAAAGAGAUAGAAUACUUUUUGGAGUCUCACCCGAUGAUUUCACAAGUCCAAGUAUACGGUGUACCCGAUGAGCGGAUGGGCGAAGAAGUGUGCGCCAGCGUCAUUCUCAAAAAAGGGGCUACGGUCACUGAAGCAGACAUAAAAGCGUACAGCAAAGGAAAGAUAGCCCAUUUUAAGAUCCCCAAAUACAUAUUCAUCGAAAAGGACGGGUUCCCAAUGACAGCAUCGGGCAAAGUGCAGAAGCACAAAUUAAGCGAGAUGGCGAUUAUGCGGAUUUCGAGCCCAACCUAAUAUAGUUAUGAUAAUACGACUUAUUACAUAAGCCACCUUUAAUCAGUUCUGCAUAAUUUCCUUGUUGAAUCUAUCAUCUUAUGUGUUACCAUGGCGAUUGCUAAUUUUUAAAACUAUAUAUUAGCUGUGCUAUGUUUUAUCAUAAUAUAUUACCAUACAUAAAUAUGGCAGCUAUAUAAUUAUACGUAAACAGGAAGUCGUGCCGUAAUGUUUACAAAGUUCAUUAUGUAAAUAGGCUAAAUAAUCGUAUUUUAAUCAAUUAUUUUACGUUUUUUUUUUUUUUUUUUUUUUUUUUUUCAUUUAGAACUUUCAGUAUAUAACUAUUAUAGUUCGACAGUUAUUACAAUAUAUAAUAUAUGUAUAAAAGAUUUACAAUAAAUAGAAUCUUAAUUAUAGCAUAAUUUAGAUAAUUUGGUGAUUAGAUAACAAUAUAAAAUGAAAUGAUACAAUAUAUUAUGGUGGACGUAUAACGGUAUAUGGAAUUACAAAUUACCUUUAUUUAAUAAAGCCGUUAGGAGAGACAGGAGGGGUUUUAUGAUUGCACUGAAUUCGGUAAUAAAAGAUGUAAAUAAAGUUUCUAUAUUAGGAGAUAGGUGGGAAUGGUUAUGAUUGGAGGAAGUGGCUUCGGCAUAUGAUGGUUUAUCGGUAUUGGAAUUUAAGGUGGAUUUAAGGAAGUUUGUAUGAGAUUUGGGAGUAGAUAUGAAAUGUUUACGACGAGGUGGUCUGUAAUUAAGUUUUUUAUAAACGGGACAGCCUUUGUAAUUGGCAGGGUGGCUACCUUGGCAUAAAGCACACCUGGCCGGAGAUUCUGGUGACAUAGUGCAUACGUCAGAUCUGUGUUCUUCGCCACAUCUGAUGCAUCGUGGAAUGUGGUUGCAGUAACCCUGAGUGUGCCCGUAAGACAGACAACGAUGGCAUUGAGGUGGGCCUUUACGUGGAUGGGGCUUUUCGACAACAAUUUUGGUGUGCAAUAGAUACUCGAUUUUAUAUAAAUCCAUGUUGUUGGUGGCUAUUUUGAGGUCGACGAAAAAUAGAGGUAGAGGUGAUUUAUCGGAAGAGCGCUUAAUGUUAUGAACGUGGGUAACCUGGUGUCCCAGUUCCGAUAGAGAAGUAAUUAUAUCUUCAGUAGAGGUAGAAGGGUGGAGAUUGCGGAUCACCACCCGUAAUGGACGCUUAUCAUACUGCUGGUAUGAAUGAAAACUGAUGCUCUUAUUUUACGUUAAUUGUGUGUAUUGUUACUAUAUUAUUUUAAAAAUUGAUUUAUUUGAUUGGAUUAAUAAUUAUGUAUUGCCGCAGUAUUACGAUCUGUCGCUAUAAAUUAAUAAUUAUGAUAAUAUAGUAUUAGUAUCAAUAA